Messenger RNA from Mastomys coucha (southern multimammate mouse), 292 nucleotides. RefSeq names its product C-C motif chemokine 4-like. The transcript is spliced from 2 exons. The coding region runs from base 98 to 292 and encodes 64 amino acids. Gene Ontology annotation, cellular component: extracellular region. The record is from RefSeq and is a predicted model, not a curated record. Gene Ontology annotation, biological process: positive regulation of ERK1 and ERK2 cascade; immune response; cellular response to interleukin-1. Gene Ontology annotation, molecular function: CCR chemokine receptor binding; chemokine activity. NCBI's taxonomy places the organism in Eukaryota, Metazoa, Chordata, Mammalia, Rodentia, Muridae.
GGGGUUCUCAACUCAGAUCAGCACAACACUCGGCCAACUUCUGAAGCUUCUGGGCCCUGCAGUCCCAGCUCUGUGCAAACCUAGCCCCAGCACCGCCAUGAAGCUCUUCGUGUCAGCCCUCUCUCUCCUCCUGCUCGUGGCUGCCUUCUGGGCUCCAGUGCUCUCAGCACCAAUGGGCUCUGACCCUCCCACUUCCUGCUGUUUCUCUUACACCUCCCGGAAACUUCAUCGAAACUUUGUGACAGAUUACUAUGAGACCAGCAGCCUUUGCUCCAAUCCAGCUGUGGUGUAA